This is a messenger RNA of Cladocopium goreaui, 1770 nucleotides long. The record is from the annotation of a GenBank genome assembly. Lineage: Eukaryota; Dinophyceae; Suessiales; Symbiodiniaceae.
AUGCUAGAUGGAAUUGUCUCAAGGCUCGAGCUGCUGCCGCGGCUGCCCCAUCACGGAGCCGUUGAGAGAAGCGUCGGCCUCAUCUACAACUCCGACGCACCGUGGGCUUGGGACCCUCAACCGGCCGGCCUUGAAAGACCAAAGGAUUUGGAGAUCGUCCUGGCGAAUGAGCAGAAGCAAAUUCAGGCAGUGCUUCGCAGGAACCGCUACAAGCAGCAUGCCCAGCUGCAGCUGAAGCUGCGACACAAGCAGCUUCUGCCACCAGCCUGCCGACAGAGCAAGCCCAGAGAGAUGCUUCCUCGCCAAAUGCGAGCACCGCUCCAGCGACAGAUUCAGCCCAGGCACAGCCAUCCAAGACAGAUGUUUCCCAUCCAGAAGUUCCACCACGAGCACUGUCCUUGCCAGAUGCAAGCACCACUGCGACAACUGCUGGAGCCCAGACAGAUCAAUCCCAGCCAGAAGUUCCCAAAGCGGCCACAGCGUCGAAAUCUGAUCCAGUGGAGAAGCCAAUGUCCAAAGCCAACAGAAACAACAGAAACUCCACAGAGGGCACCAUCCUUGCCAGAUGCAAGCACCACUGCAGCGACAGAUUCAGCCAUGGCACAGCAAUCCAAGCCAGAAGUUGAAGAGGAAGCGCCAGCUUUGCCAGCUUCUACCACGAGUGCGCCCACAGAACGAGCCAAGACAGAUAAUUCCCAUCCAGAAGUUCCACCACAAGAACCAUCCUUGCCAGAUGCGGGAACCGCUGCAGCAACAGACUCAGCCCAGGCACAGCAGCCAGAGAAGAACCCAGACCGGAAGCAGCCACAACGACCAAAGCCACAGUGGUGGUCAGGGGUUCCACAAGGAGCGUCAUCCUUGCCAGCUGCAAGCACCACUGCAGCGACAGAUUCAGCCCUGGCACAGCAAUCCAAGCCAAAAGUUGCAGAGCAAGCACCAUCUUCACCAGCUUCUACCACCAAUCCACACACAGAACGACCCGAGACAGAUGUUUCCCAUCCAGAAGUUCCACCACGAGCACUGUCCUUGCCAGAUGCGAGCUCCACUGCGCCAACUGCUGGAGCCCAGACAGAUCAAUCCCAGCCAGAAGUUCCCAAAGCGGCCACAGCGCCGAAAUCUGAUCCAGUGGAGAAGCCAGACCUGAAGCAGCCACAACAACCAAAGCCGACCCAGCAGGUGCCAGAAGCAACAGCAGUGAAAUCUGAGACAGCAAGCAAGCCAGACAAGCACUUGCCAGAACCAACAGCAGCGAAUUCUGAGCGAGCAACCGAGCACGAGCCGACCCAGCAGGUGCCAGAACGAACAGCAGUGAAAUCUGAGACAGCAAGCAAGCCAGACAAGCAGUUGCCACAACCAACAGCAGCGAAUUCUCAGCCAGCAACCAAACACGAGCCGACCCAGCAGUUGCCAGAACGAACAGCAGUGAAAUCUGAGACAGCAAUCAAGACAGACAAGCACUUGCCAGAACCAGCAGCAGCGAAUUCUGAGCCAGCAACCAAACACGAGCUGACCCAGCAGUUGCCAGAACGAACAGCAGUGAAAUCUGAGACAGCAAGCAAGCCAGACAAGCAAUUGCCACAACCAAAAGCAGCAAAACCUGAGCCUGCAAGCAAGACAGUCUCUGACCCAAAGACGCCGUCUAGAAAACGCGGACCCAAAAGCAGCAGCAAAGAUCUGAGAGCUCUGAUGUUGACGUCUCCGCUUCCAGACAAGCCAGGACGGGAUGCUAAGCUGCAGGGAAUGGUAGGGAAAGCUUCAAAACAGAAAUGA